Molecule: messenger RNA, 944 nt
Organism: Glycine soja
Lineage: Eukaryota; Viridiplantae; Streptophyta; Magnoliopsida; Fabales; Fabaceae
Exons: 1
Coding region: 144-656 (170 amino acids)
Source: RefSeq, a predicted model, not a curated record
UCGUCCAUCUUCGAUUCCUCAUGUGAGCCCUUUCUUUUCAACCCAAAACCCAUUUCUUCUCUCUUAACCCCAAUUUUCUCUUCCUAUAGUUAGGAAUUAAUCUUUUUUGUUCUCCUUGUUUAAUUAAUUGAUAAUUUUUGGUGAUGGGCAAUUACAUUUCUUGCACCUUGGCUCCUCCUUUGAUGAAGAACACAAGGGCAGCACGCGUGAUCUUCCCCACGGGCGAAGUGAAGCAAUACAAGGAGCAAGUGAUCAAUGUCGCCGAGCUCAUGAUGGAGUGCCCCACUCACUUCUUAGCCAACUCCAACUCCCUACACAUCGGACGCCGGUUUUCGCCUCUCGGCGCCGACGAGGAGUUGGAGUGUGGCAACGUCUACAUCUUCUUCCCCAUGAGAAGACUCAAUUCCGUUGUCACUGCCGCCGACGUGGCAGUGCUUUUCAUGGCGGCCAAUAUGACCGCGAAACGGAUAACUAACGACAAAGAUUUAAUGUCAUGUGAUCAUUUAGCUGAAGGUGUUGGAACAAAUGAUGAUGUCCCAAGGUUGAGCUUGGAAGGGGUAGAGGUUGAGUCAGGGUUUCGGAAUAGGUUUAGUUAUUGUAGGUCAAGGAAGCCUGCAUUGGAAACCAUCAACGAGGAACCCAUUUGGUUAAGGUGAAGAAAAGUGAAAGAAAAUAGAUAGAGGCGGCCAAAACAUCAAUGUACGUAGGUACGUUAGUGGUAGAUUUUUAUUAAUGAUCAUAUACAAGAAUUGUUAUGUGAUAUUUAAUUGACAGACUUCAGAUUAUAGAGAGUUGUGGUAGAUUCAUAUAUAUUUGUGUAUAUACAACACUUUUGAUCUUUGUAUACAAAGAGUUUGAUCAAGGAGGUGUAUGGUGGCUUUGUACAAAUUAAAUUGAGUUUCAGAAAAAUAUAAAAAUUGUAUAUGGGCGUAUAUUGACUUAAA